Molecule: messenger RNA, 273 nt
Organism: Torulaspora delbrueckii
Lineage: Eukaryota; Fungi; Ascomycota; Saccharomycetes; Saccharomycetales; Saccharomycetaceae
Gene: ECM19
Product: Ecm19p
Exons: 1
Coding region: 1-273 (90 amino acids)
Source: RefSeq, a predicted model, not a curated record
AUGGCAAGACUAAAGGCAUUCGACCUCCUCUCGAUCGGUGUGGUAUCCGCUGCUGGAGUCUGGAUGGGCAUGAGGUUCUUCGAACCAAUAGUGAUCGAUCGUCUUAAGAAAGAUGGAAACUUACGCACGGACAUCCCUGUUCCAGAGUAUGAUGCAAACGGAGAUCCCACUGACUCGAAGCCGAUGACAGAACUGAAAGAUGAAUUGAUCGCCAUACAGCAACGAGAGAAAGCUCAAAAGGCCAUUGAGCAAUCCAGCUCAAAUUCUACUUGA